AUUGCCUGCCUGGCUGAAGGAAGAACCGGGUUCCUGUAUUACAGAAGGUUUCAGCUGCUAAGGAGUUGGUCUUUCCAGGAUCAGUGUCACUGCAGCUGUCAGCAUGCAUCCCAUCAUCCUGAUGAUUCUUUUUGGCCUUACUGUUGAGCAGACAACAUCCCUUUGUGCUCCCAUGGAGUACAUCAUCCACGUGGAGAAAAGAGAGUGCGCCUACUGCCUGGCCAUCAACACCACCAUCUGCGCUGGAUACUGCAUGACCCGGGACAGCAAUGGAAAGAAGCUGCUCCUCCAGAGUGCCUUGUCCCAGAACGUGUGCAUGUACAAGGACCUGGUGUACCAGACAGUGCGGAUCCCAGGCUGUUCCAGUCACACGGUCCCCUUUUACUCCUACCCGGUGGCAGUGAGCUGCAAGUGCGGGAAGUGCAACACUGACUACAGUGACUGUGUUCAAGAAGCCGUCAAAGCAAACUACUGCACCAAACCACAGAAGCCCUCUAACAUGUAAGUGUCUAACUCAACGAGGCAGCAGUGUACACUGUGCCGCACAGCUAGUUACUGGCUGCCUGCCUGCCUGUAAAAAGAACACGAAUAAACCUGUAUUGUGGGUCUGC
Molecule: messenger RNA, 611 nt
Organism: Alligator mississippiensis (American alligator)
Lineage: Eukaryota; Metazoa; Chordata; Crocodylia; Alligatoridae
Gene: TSHB
Product: thyroid stimulating hormone subunit beta
Biological process (GO): G protein-coupled receptor signaling pathway
Cellular component (GO): cytoplasm; extracellular region
Molecular function (GO): hormone activity
Source: RefSeq, marked provisional